Messenger RNA from Nestor notabilis (Kea), 1230 nucleotides. RefSeq names its product glycogen synthase kinase-3 beta. Bases 1 to 1230 code for a protein of 409 amino acids. Lineage: Eukaryota; Metazoa; Chordata; Aves; Psittaciformes; Psittacidae. The transcript has 11 exons. The record is from RefSeq and is a predicted model, not a curated record. Gene Ontology annotation, biological process: negative regulation of canonical Wnt signaling pathway; regulation of microtubule cytoskeleton organization; protein phosphorylation. Gene Ontology annotation, cellular component: nucleus; cytosol; axon. Gene Ontology annotation, molecular function: ATP binding; protein serine/threonine kinase activity; tau-protein kinase activity.
AUGUCUGCUUAUCCGCUGGGGACACUACGUCUCACAGUCCAUAAGAGAAUAAGAGGAGACAAAGAUGGCAGCAAAGUGACUACAGUAGUGGCAACUCCUGGACAAGGUCCGGACCGACCACAAGAAGUUAGCUACACAGACACCAAGGUUAUCGGAAAUGGAUCUUUCGGUGUUGUGUAUCAAGCCAAACUCUGUGAUUCAGGAGAGCUUGUGGCCAUUAAGAAAGUCCUGCAGGAUAAAAGAUUUAAGAACAGAGAGCUCCAGAUUAUGAGAAAGUUGGAUCAUUGUAACAUUGUCCGAUUGCGUUAUUUCUUCUACUCCAGUGGAGAGAAGAAAGAUGAGGUGUACCUCAACCUGGUGCUGGACUAUGUUCCUGAAACAGUAUACAGAGUUGCCAGACAUUAUAGUCGGGCCAAACAGACACUCCCUAUGAUUUAUGUCAAGUUAUACAUGUAUCAGCUGUUCCGGAGUUUAGCCUAUAUCCACUCCUUUGGGAUCUGCCACCGGGAUAUAAAACCACAGAACCUCUUGCUGGACCCUGAUACAGCUGUUCUAAAACUCUGCGACUUUGGAAGUGCAAAACAGCUGGUUCGUGGAGAACCUAAUGUCUCAUACAUCUGCUCUCGGUACUACAGGGCACCAGAGUUGAUCUUUGGAGCCACCGAUUAUACCUCCAGUAUAGAUGUGUGGUCAGCAGGCUGUGUAUUGGCUGAACUGUUACUAGGACAACCAAUCUUUCCAGGUGACAGUGGUGUGGAUCAGUUGGUGGAAAUAAUCAAGGUUCUGGGAACGCCUACACGAGAGCAAAUUAGAGAAAUGAAUCCGAACUAUACUGAAUUCAAAUUCCCUCAGAUUAAGGCACAUCCAUGGACUAAGGUCUUCCGGCCCCGCACUCCACCAGAAGCAAUCGCGCUAUGUAGCCGUCUGUUGGAGUACACCCCCACUGCCCGCCUGACUCCCCUGGAGGCCUGUGCGCACUCUUUCUUCGAUGAACUACGGGACCCAAAUGUCAAGUUACCAAAUGGGCGAGAGAAACCUGCACUCUUCAAUUUCACCACUCAAGAACUGUCAAGUAACCCAUCUCUGGCUUCGAUCCUCAUCCCUGCUCAUGCCCGGAACCAAGCAGCUGCUUCAACCCCUACAAACGCUACAGCGGCCUCAGAUGUUAACGCAGGAGAACGAGUUCAGACCAAUAGUGUAGCUACAGCAUCAGCCUCCAACUCCACCUGA